AUGAGGAAUCUUCCUGAUGCUGAUCCAGAUCAAUACACAGAAGAAGUAGAAAAUCGUUGUCUUAUAGACUUGAAUAAUAUACUUAUCUCUAUUAGUGGAAAUUCUUUAAAUCAUUACGGGCUCCCUACACCAACUGUUGAUUAUAGAAAUGCUAUUAAUAAUAGAGAAUAUUUAGAAGAAAUAAAUUAUGAUCAAUCAGUACUAUCACAAUUUUUAAUAGAAAAUGAGCCAAAACUUAAUAAAGAACAAAAUAAAAUAUAUAAUGAAGUGAUUAAUAGUGUGUCUACAUCCAAAGUAAGAAAUAGUAAAAAAAUAGCAUUAGCAGUUGCAUCUUCAGGUAUUGCGGCCACUUUAUUACCAGGUGGAAAAACAGCUCACUCAAUGUUUAAAAUACCUUUAAAUUUGGAUAUUACUGACAGUCCAGUUUGUAAUAUAUCUAAAAAUACUAACAAAGCCGAGCUUCUUCAGAAAACUUGCCUUAUUGUAUGGGAUGAAUGCACGAUGGCUAAUAAAAAAGCUAUUGAAGCUGUUGAUAGAACGUUACAGGAUUUAAGAGACACAACUUCGGUAAUGGGUGGAAUAACAUUUUUGUUUUCUGGUGAUUUUCGUCAAACACUACCAGUAAUAACAGGAGGUACAAGAGCUGAUGAAUUGAAUGCUUCUCUGAAACAAUCUUACAUAUGGAAUGAAAUUAAAAAAUUGUCAUUAUCAAUUAACAUGCGUGUGAAAAAAGAUUCAGCCUCUUUGGAAUUCUCAAAUUUAUUAUUGAAUGUAGGGGAAGGUACUUUAACUGAAAAUCAACAUGGCGAAAUUUUAUUACCAGAAGGGCUCUGUAAAAUUGUUUCAUCCAUUGAUGAUUUGAUCGAAAAAAUUUAUCCCGGCAUAAAUGAUAUUUCAAAUAAAGACAAUGAAUGGUUCUCUGAACGUGCUAUAUUGUGUCCGACAAAUGAAAUUGUAAAAGGUAUUAAUAGUGUUAUCAUAGAAAAAUUUAAUGCUGUUGAAAAAAUUUAUACAUCAAUUAAUACUACUCUUAAUCAAGAUGACCUUACUAACUAUCCUGUCGAGUUUCUUAACUCUUUGAAUACAUCAGGGUUGCCAGAUCAUAUAAUUAAAUUAAAAGUAGGCACUCCGAUAAUUCUUAUGAGAAAUUUGAAUCCACCCAAACUAUGUAAUGGGACGCGAUUGAGAGUAACUAAAUUAAUGAAGAAUAUUAUAGAAGCCACAAUAUUAACUGGAUCAGGUACAGGAGAAAGUACAUUCAUUCCUCGAAUUCCUAUUAUUCCUAACAAUUAUCCUUUUGAAUUUAAACGAAUCCAAUUUCCUGUCAGUGUUUGUUUAGCUAUGACGAUAAACAAGUCACAAGGGCAAACUUUGAAAGCUGCUGGUGUCGAUCUAAGAACAAAUUGUUUUUCACAUGGACAAUUAUACGUAGCGGUGUCUCGCGUAAGCUCAUGUGAUAAUUUAUAUGUUUUAUCUCCUAAUAACACAACACGAAAUGUUGUUUAUCCGGAAGCAUUAAAAUAA
Cotesia glomerata is the source of this 1524-nucleotide messenger RNA. RefSeq names its product ATP-dependent DNA helicase pif1-like. The record is from RefSeq and is a predicted model, not a curated record. Gene Ontology annotation, biological process: DNA repair; telomere maintenance. Lineage: Eukaryota; Metazoa; Arthropoda; Insecta; Hymenoptera; Braconidae. The transcript has 2 exons. The coding region runs from base 1 to 1524 and encodes 507 amino acids. Gene Ontology annotation, molecular function: DNA helicase activity.